Messenger RNA from Ostrinia furnacalis (Asian corn borer), 1644 nucleotides. Its product is annotated as putative U5 small nuclear ribonucleoprotein 200 kDa helicase. The annotation marks the transcript as partial. Lineage: Eukaryota; Metazoa; Arthropoda; Insecta; Lepidoptera; Crambidae. Gene Ontology annotation, cellular component: spliceosomal complex. Gene Ontology annotation, biological process: spliceosome conformational change to release U4 (or U4atac) and U1 (or U11). Gene Ontology annotation, molecular function: RNA helicase activity; RNA binding. The record is from RefSeq and is a predicted model, not a curated record. The transcript has 10 exons.
AUGUUGAAAGAAACCCUCGCAGCGGGCGUGGCGUACCUCCACGAGGGCGUGGAGCCCGGCGACAGGCGCGUGGUGCAGCAACUGCUGGAGUCGGGCGCCAUCCAGCUGUGCGUGGUGGCUGUGGAGCUGGCCUGGGCUUUUGCUGCGCACGUGCACACCGUCAUCAUCGCCGACACGCACGCAUACAACGGCAAGCUCCACUCCUACGAGCAGUACCCUUUAACGACGGUACUUCAGAUGGCCGGCCGCGCGUGCCGCCCGUUAGAAGACGAGGGCGCUGUGUGCGUGUUGAUGUGCGCUCAGCACCAGAAACCGUUGUACAGCAAGCUGCUGAACGACUGUCUGCCGCUGGAGAGCCACCUCGACCACCGUCUCCACGACCACAUAAACGCGGAAAUAGUGACGAAGACCAUCGAGAACAAACAGGACGCUGUGGACUACCUGACCUGGACCUUCCUCUACCGGCGGCUCACCAUGAAUCCGAACUACUACAACCUGCAGGGAGUCACGCACAGGCACCUGUCAGACCACCUGUCAGAGCUAGUGGAGACGACGCUGUCAGACCUGGAAGCGUCCAAGUGCAUCGCGAUCGAAGACGAAAUGGACGUGCAACCGCUUAAUUUGGGAAUGAUUGCUUCGUACUACUACAUCAACUAUACUACCAUCGAAUUGUUCAGCAUGUCUCUCACCAACAAGACCAAGAUCCGGGGUCUGCUGGAGAUCAUAUCAGCAGCCGCGGAGUACUCCGACCUGUGCAUCCGGCACCGCGAGGAGAACAUCAUCAAGGCGCUGGCCAGCAAAGUCCCCCAUAAGCCGACCGCGCCGUCUGGCGGCGCUGUGAAAUAUAAUGACCCCCACGUGAAAGCACAAGUGUUGCUUCAAGCGCAUUUAUCUCGGAUGCAACUGCCGGCUGAAUUGCAUGCUGACACUGCGCAAGUGUUGGUUAAGGCCAUCCGCCUCAUCCAAGCAUGCGUCGACGUGGUCUCCAGCUCAGGCUGGCUGUCUCCAGCCGUGGCCGCCAUGGAGCUGGCCCAGAUGGUGACCCAGGCCAUGUGGGCCAAGGACUCGUACCUGCGACAACUGCCGCAUUUCACGCCCGAGCUGCUGCAAAGAUGCGCGGACAAGGGCGUAGAGACGGUGUUCGACGUCAUGGAACUGGAAGACCAGGCGCGCGCCAAACUGCUGCAGUUGGAACCGAGUGAGAUGGCUGAUGUCGCUCGCUUCUGCAACCGGUAUCCCAACGUGGAGUUGACUAUUGAGGUGAAGAAUGAGCGCCGCUUAGCGGCCGGCAAGCCGAUCGUGGUGGAGGUGUCUUUGGAGCGCGAGGACGAGGUUCAAGGGCCCGUCAUAGCGCCCUACUUUCCUCAGAAACGCGAAGAAGGCUGGUGGGUGGUGAUCGGAGACCCCAAAACCAAUACUCUACUAUCCAUCAAGCGCGUGUCCCUCGGUCGAGCGGCCAAAGUCAGACUGGACUUCGUAGUAGGAGUAGGAGGAAGGCACACCUACACUCUGUACUUCAUGUCGGACGCUUAUCUCGGGGCCGACCAGGAGUACAAGUUCUCUAUAGAUGUGGCUGAGGCUGCUUCUGAUUCCAGCGACGACGAAUAGUGCAUUAAGUUUACUUGUUUGGAAAAUAAAUAAAUA